GAUUUAAUACCUUAUGAAAUUAAAAUUAAAGAUAGUAUAAUAAACCAAGAAUUUCGACCUUCUUUUGCAAAUUUAAUACCUGAUUUUGAUAGAUUUAUUCUUUGUGAAGGGUGUAAAUGCUUUCCAAAAUAUUCUCCAAAAGCCGAAUUAUGUCGUUUAUAUUAUUUCUAUAAUAAACAUAGAUUAUCUUUUUAUAUAAUAAAUCUCAAGUUUUAUAGAAGUGAUAAAAAUCAAAAUGUAACAAUACCAAUAGAGCUAAUUGAUUCUAUACAAGAUACUUUGACAAUUUUACUAACAGGUGCUGGAAAAACACUUAUUUUUUCUGUCACUAGCAUAUUAACAAAAGCUUUAACAGUUGUUUUUACACUUUUAAAAGCAGUAAUGGGAUGUCAAUUACGUGAAUUAGUAGAAAUAGGUAUUCCUACUGCAAAAGUAUAUGCCGCUUCAGAUCAACCCUUAGAAGAACAAGAAAAGAUUUUUGGUGAAGUUGCAGUAGGCAUUACUAAAGUUUUACCUGCGUGGGCAAAAUUAGGACAAAUAAAAGAAGAAUUCCCACUAUCACCAAUUCUAUUGUUAAUAGCAACUUGCUCUGAUGAAGAAGCAUCAAAACUUGCAAUAAUUUUAAAACGGCCUAAUUUAAAGCUUGGCAUAUAUCAUGGAAAAAUACGUAGUGCAGAUCAAACAAUAACUUUACGUUUGUGGAGCAAUAAAAAAUUAAAAUAUAUAGUUGCUACAAAUGCUUUUGGUAUUGGAAUACACAUAUCAGAUAUCCGAAUUAUUAUUCAUACUACAUUUUCCCUAUCACUAACAAAUUUUGUACAAGAAGUUGGACGAGCUAGUAGAGAUGGCCAACAAGCUAAAAGUAUAGUUUUGUAUUCUUAUGCUGAUAUCUGUGAGUUGUUGAUAAUUGUUGGUACAAAAAUUGAGAGUUCUGAUGAAACACAAACAAUUCAACAUAACUACUUAGAAAAGAUGAAAAGAAAAAUAUUUGCAAUAGCUUAUAUCUUUGAAGAUUCUUAUCAAUGUCAAGAUCCUGAAAUUCCUGAAUAUGGUAUUUGUGAUAAUUGUAAUAGAUACAUUAUAGAUAAUAUUACUUGGUAUGAUAUUAGUAAAGACUUGAUUCGAAUUUUAGAUACAGUAGACAAGCUAUUAAAAUUCUCAAAUGAUCCAAUAACACAAUUAGUAAAUUUUGAACACGAUGAUAUUGAAAACGAUAGUAACAAAGCUAAAGAUAAUAUUAUUCGAACUAGAAAUACAUAUUUGCAUGCUAUAGAUUGGCUUUGUAUAGAAGAAUUAUUAGUUCAAAAUGUAGUAAUUAGAUCGAUACGAUCUGGUUCUUCGAUGAUAAUUUAUAGCUCUAAUAUUUCUGGAAUAGUACCAGAUGCAAGGCAUAAAAUACUUGAAAAUUUGUGGUUAGAAGCAUUUAAAUCAUAG
Messenger RNA from Scutellospora calospora, 1434 nucleotides. The record is from the annotation of a GenBank genome assembly. NCBI's taxonomy places the organism in Eukaryota, Fungi, Glomeromycota, Glomeromycetes, Diversisporales, Gigasporaceae.